UCAGGGGCGGGACUGCCAGCCGGGUGGGGGAGGGGAGGGGAGGCGGUCAAGAUGGCGCUAGGAGAGUGAUUCUCCCCGGAUACCCCUACGACUGCGGCGAUACCGGGGCGGGGGAAUCAGACCCAAACUGCCCGACUUCCUCCUCUCCCCCGCCCCCGGAGGCCUAUUCUUCGCGUCCUCCCUUCACCUAGGGGGGCGGGCCAGAUUCUCGGGACACCAUGUCGGACUCUGAGGAGGAGAGCCGGGACCGGCAACUGAAAAUCGUCGUGCUGGGGGACGGCACCUCCGGGAAGACCUCCUUAGCCACUUGUUUUGCUCAAGAAACUUUUGGGAAACAGUACAAACAAACUAUAGGACUGGACUUCUUUUUGAGAAGGAUAACAUUGCCAGGAAAUUUUAAUGUUACACUUCAAGUUUGGGAUAUAGGAGGGCAAACAAUAGGAGGAAAAAUGUUGGAUAAAUAUAUCUAUGGAGCACAGGGAAUCCUCUUGGUAUAUGAUAUCACAAAUUAUCAAAGCUUUGAGAAUUUAGAAGACUGGUAUACUGUGGUGAAGAAAGUGAGUGAAGAGUCAGAAACUCAGCCCCUGGUUGCACUGGUGGGCAAUAAAAUUGAUUUGGAGCAUAUGCGAACCGUAAAACCUGAGAAGCACUCACGAUUUUGCCAGGAAAACGGUUUUAGUAGCCACUUUGUCUCAGCCAAGACAGGAGACUCUGUCUUCCUGUGUUUUCAGAAAGUUGCUGCCGAAAUCCUUGGAAUCAAGUUAAACAAAGCAGAAAUAGAACAGUCACAGAGGGUGGUGAAGGCAGAUAUUGUAAACUACACCCAGGAGCCCACGUCAAGAACCGCUAACCGGCCCCGGAGCUCCAUGUGUGCAGUUCAGUGAGCGCGUUCCCUGCCUGUCGCUCGUGCUUGCGCCCUCCCCGCUGAGCGCCCCGCUGUGCAGGAGCUGGUUUCCUCAGUGGCCCUCUCCAUAGUGCAGUCUACGCCUUGUUCCCACCACUCCAUCAGUAAGUAUUGCCUCAGAGCCGUGGGCCACUCCUGGGACUGGAAGGAAUUCAGCUUCGGGACCAAUCACUUGAAGAUCAAAAUGGGACACCUACUCUCUGCAGUUAGAUCGCCUCACUGAAAAAGUAUGAUGACGAUUCUCUGUUCUUGCUUCUUUUUCCCUGAUGUAAAAUUUUUAAACCAAAUGUAAAACUAUCCAAGCCUUUACCAUCAGCCAGGAUAUUGUCGCU
This is a messenger RNA of Octodon degus (degu), 1236 nucleotides long. It is a transcript of the gene Rab28, whose product is annotated as RAB28, member RAS oncogene family. Lineage: Eukaryota; Metazoa; Chordata; Mammalia; Rodentia; Octodontidae. The record is from RefSeq and is a predicted model, not a curated record. The transcript has 7 exons. Gene Ontology annotation, cellular component: Golgi apparatus; endosome. The coding region runs from base 219 to 884 and encodes 221 amino acids. Gene Ontology annotation, molecular function: GTP binding; GTPase activity.